AUGACUUUGUUAAUGACUGUUAGUGAAAUUACUCCACAAAUUUAUAUAUCUGGUCAAAUGGCUGCAACUCCAGAACAAAUUACUCGAUUAAACAUCACCUACAUAAUCAAUGUUGCUGUUGAAUCAUCGUCUAUCAUAUAUCCAAAAAGUGUUAAAUUAGAAAAGUAUGAUAUUCUCGACUAUCCCACAGCACCAAUAAGCAAUUAUUUCAAUGCUUUAACUGAUAAAAUUCAUCAACAUUUAUCUACCAAUAAACAAAAUAAAGUAUUAAUUCAUUGUAUGGCUGGUAUUUCUAGAAGUACAACAAUUGUAUGUGCAUAUUUGAUGAAAUAUCAGCACAUGACAUUGCGAGAAGCCUAUUUAUUAAUUAAAGAUCGACGGCCUAUUUGUUUUCCGAAUCUUGGAUUUUGGUCUCAAUUAAUUCAAUAUGAAUAUCAAUUGAAACAUGAAAACAGUGUCAAACUCAUUCAAACAAAUUUCGGUCAUAUACCUGAUGUAAUGUUAAAUGAAAUGAAAGAAACGAAAAGUCAACAGCCAACAACGACGGUACCAUUUUUGUCUCCGACAACUAGUAUUAGUGCUGGUGGAGGCACAUUAUUUUCACAAACAUUACCACGAGCAAGUGGACGAGAAAUGACAAUAAGUACUGGCACAUUGAGAUCACGGUCUUUAGCACCUAACCGUCAACUGCCACAAACUUCAUCGACAGUAUCAUCUACACUCAUCAAUGGACGUACAAACGAGAACGGACACUCGACGUUUGCAUCAAAACAGUCUUCUUUUCUGGCACCAACAGCAACACGAUACAGUAUUGGUACACGCUUAAAUCCAUCGUCUUCAUUGCCGCCAGCGCCUCCAUCUCCUACACCUCAAAUAUCAUCAUCAUCACAAUAUUAUGUUAAUAAUCGUCCUUUUCCAAUUACAACUUCGCCGAAUCUGAGAACAAUUGGAGCAAAUCGUCAAUUAAAUAAUAAUUUCUCGCCAUCAACUACAACAAACGGCCAUAGCAAACCUCAUUAUGAAACAACCUAUCAUAAUUUAUGUAUCUCAGGCCUUGAAUCACGUCAAGCUAUCAUAUCCAAAGGGAUUAAAUAUGUUAUAAACAUAUCUCAAGAAUGUCCUGCUCAAGAUUUGGGUCCAGCGGUGGAAUAUGAAAAAGUACCUAUCUUGGAUUUACCAGCUGUUUCAAUACAUCAUUAUUUUGAUCGAUUAACAGAACGUAUACAUAAAAAUAUUUCACAAGGAAAGAAAACUCUGAUUCAUUGUUAUGUUGGAAGGUCUCGAUCAGCAACAAUUGUCUUAGCAUAUCUGAUGAGAUACAAACAAAUGUCGUUGAAAGAAGCAUUUCAUUUUUUACGUGCACGACGACCCAUUAUUGGACCAAAUUUUGGUUUUAUUAAACAAUUAAUUGUAUACGAAAAACAGUUGUAUGGUUAUACAACUGUACAAUUUGUUGAAACUUCAAUGGGUCGAAUUCCGGAUCUUUAUUUAUCAAGUUCAGCAUCAUCGUCACGUUUAAUGCGACAAGGAACAACAAUUCCAAUUCACACAAAAUCAUCUUUGUCAACAAACGCCUUGGCAUCUUCUCCAUCCUUAACAGUAAAACAAAAUGUUUUAGCAACAAAAACAUUUUCUAUUCCACGUCCGUCAUCUGUCGUUGCUCGAUCAACAAAUACAUUACCUGUACGUUCGACAUAUUCAAGUGCUUAUGGUACAAAUGCAAAUGAUUUUUAUUCAGCGAAUGAAUCUUUGAAAUAUGGUUCUCUUACCCAAAACGAAGAUCGUCAUCAUCAGCACCACCAACAUCGACCUCUUUCGACAGCUGUUACUAUGAAUACGUCUAAUCCAUCCUAUGCAUCUAGUUUUAUCAAACAAUCCUCCUCAGCCUAUGCACCGGGAGCCACGUCAACAUUACCAGCACCAAGAGUAUCAUCUGCGAUAAGCAGUGGAUCAAAUAUCCUUAUUCCAACAAAACUCAAUUAUCGAACAGUCAGAUAUGUACCAUCUGCUUAUAACAAGUAUCGUCUACCAUAA
Messenger RNA from Didymodactylos carnosus, 2034 nucleotides. The record is from the annotation of a GenBank genome assembly. NCBI's taxonomy places the organism in Eukaryota, Metazoa, Rotifera, Eurotatoria, Philodinida, Philodinidae.